AUGGCGGACGUUCAAGGAAGAAGUGAAAGUAGGAUUUAACCUGCAAGGAAACUGUUGAUUACCAACUAAAUUGUUAAGCACAUGUCUUAAAUUUGCCAUCAAUCUCAUGUGUAAUUGAAUUAUUUUCGUAGAUGUGCCAUCAUGUCAGAUACAUACACUAGCUAUGUUACAAUGUGAUUUUCGAUCACAGAGUCAUAUGACGAACAGCGACACAGCAAUCUAGGACAUUUUCUGUGAUACUGUUAAUCUGUUGUUUCUGUUGCUUGUGAUAUUUCUUAGCAUCGAAGGCAACUCGCAAUUAGACAGUGUAUUUUUAAUUACUUGACACACCAUCAGUGGAAACCUCGGACAUGGAAGAAGAGGGGCCCGAACCCCUGGGUGCCCGCUCCAACAAUGUGGACAUCGAAGAGUUGACUAAAUGGAAUCUAACACAGCUCCCCGAGUUCAUUGAGUCCAUAGACAGUCACUCUGGUGAGGAAGUGGAAAUCAACACACCAUUCCCUUGGAGAAGCGACCUUAACUCUAAAAUCAUACUUUGGUGUGGUGACAUCACACUACUUAAUGUUGAAGCUAUUGUUCAUUCAACGAACGAAAAGUUCAACAACUCGGCUAAAACCCCUGCAUCAGAAGCCGUAUAUGAAAAAGCAGGCCCUGAACUGCUGGCCGACCUUAAGAAUAAUGUACGAGUUUGUAAGACAGGUGAUGCUAAGCUCACAAAGGGUUAUAAGCUCCUGGCCAGGUAUGUAAUACAUACAGUGGGGCCUCGCUACAACUUCAAGUAUGUCACCGCAGCAGAAAGUGCCCUGUUCAGCUGUUACAGACAGGUGUUACAGCUAGUCAGAGAAACAAAUAUAAAGACUGUAGCCCUGACUCCAGCUCACUCCGUGACCAGGGGCUAUCCUCCCGAGGACGGAGCUCAUAUAGCAAUCAGAACAGUACGAAGAUUUUUAGAAAAAUUUGGAGAUGAAGUGGAAACCAUUGUCUUUCAAUGUACUGAAGAUAAUAUGGAAGUGUACCAGAAGACCAUACCUCUUUACUUCCCCCGCAGCAGCAAGGAGGAAGCUAUGGCCUCCUGUAUGUUACCUGAGAAUGUUGGUAACGAAGAUGGGGAACCGAUAAUAGCUGAACGGAAGAUCAGGAUCAUGGAUAAACCCACUUUUGCCUCCAUGCGUGGUCACACUGAAGAGUUUGAGGAAACCGUUGAUCUCAAUAAAGAGUUUGCAACAUCCACAGUCCUGGAGGUAGGCAAACAUCCAUUUGCUCAGAUGCAGGAUAAUCCAGAUGAGAUGAAGAAAUCUGCCAUCAUGGGAAAAUCUACAGAUGAACAGCGACAGCUAGAAAAUAGACGAAGGUAUGAGAGGCUGAUGAAGCGUGCGAGGACGGAGGACCUGACAGAUAUAGCAGCCUUGAAAUGUCUGUACCGGACAGGAGUGGACAAGUUUGGCCGCCCAGUGGUCAUCUAUGUGGGGAAACAUUUCCCUGGAGAGAGUGUAAACCUGGAAAAGGCCCUCCUGUACAUGUUGAGGGUGAUGGAGCCGGUUGUGGAGACAGAUUACGUAGUGGUGUACCUCCAUACACAGACCACAGCGUCUAACCACCCACCCAUGAACUACCUCCGUCAGGUGUAUAGUUUACUAGAUAACAAAUACAGGAAGAAUUUGAAAGCCUUCUAUAUUGUCCAUCCCACCUGGUGGUCCAAGCUUGCCACCUGGUUUUUCACAACAUUCACUGCAUCAGACAUAAAAAACAAGGUGUUCAGUUUGAGAGGUGUCCAGUACCUAUACAGGUCCAUAGCACCGGACCAGAUUGACGUGCCAUCAUUUGUAACAAAUUAUGAUAUUCAGAUUAACGGUCCCCGAUACUAUGAACCUCCUGAUGAAAGUCAGGAAGGAUUGUGAUGAAAGUGUGUGGCAUAGUCUGGGAAGUAGUGAAAACAUCGAUAUUAAAAGUGUACUUAAAAUAUCAUGGUGAUAAACACGACAGGACUGUAUAAUGUCAUAAUAACGAUGGUAUUAUUGAAACUUUGAUAUACAAAUGUAUAUGUAAAAAUAUAAUGCUAUGCUAAUGUAAUGUUAUCUGUCUAAAUCAGUUGGCCACAUCUGUAAUUUGAAUUUUGAUAUCAGGGAUAAUAGAAAAAUUUUCAAAAAAUCAAAUUGGAAGAAAUAAAAUUUAGAGAAGUAAAAACUUACAUGAACCCAGUAAAGAUAUGCUUUGGUUGCCACCACAAUCCCUCUGGGAUCCUUUUAUAUCAUUUUUUUCAUUUCUUCAAUAAACCAAUAAUACAUUAGAUAAAGACCAGGGCAUGUGAUACUUAACAACAUAUAUCAUUGUUUUAGUAUUCAUUAUAUCGACAGGCAGAAAUUACAAGUUCGUAGUAAAUGUGUUUUAUGUUGUCAUUAUCAAAAUUCUAAAAAUGUAGUUUUUAAAUGUAUGACUUGUAAUGUUUUAUUGAUUGUUUUCUUCUAAGGCCUACUUAGUUAAAAUACUUACGUGAAAGUCCUCUGCAGGACUGUAUCCUUUAUCCUUGAUCACCCUAACUCCAUAAUGUCCCAUUAAGUUAGAUAAUAUUUGAUAUACAAAAUUACUGUAUAACAUGAAACUUUCCUUGUGUCUAAACCUUCAUUGUUUUCUUGGCUGCUAUGAAACCACAAAUACAAAUACACUGUACAAUGAAUAUUGUUGUAUGUAUUAUUGUUAUAUUAUUGUUGCAUUGGCUAACCAUGAAAGUUUGUAAUUUGUAAUUUUAAAAUAAUUUGAAAGCUCCAAAUCAUGAAAGCACAAACAUUUCCUGUUAUACAGUACAAUGUAAAUACAGUAUAAUUAUGAAUUAAUGUAAUUUUGUGUCCAUUUUAUAGUUAUAUGUAUUAUAAAGUAUCUAUUGCUUUACACCAUAUACUUUGCUUUAUCUAUUUUGUAAAUUAUUUUGUAGAUUAAAUAUGGGUUUGUGUAAAAGUCAUAGCCAAAGCACACAUUAUCUUUAUUGUUGUACACCCAUUGACAUAAUUAUGAUAAGUUUAAGUGAUUAAUCCUAUUAAAUGUAACAUCGAUGUCAUUUUUGUUUUAAUUUGUAGAAUGUAAGACCACAUUAAUUUUUGAUAUGUUUUACAUACUGAUCCAGUGUAUGCUGUGACAUAAAAGUUAAAUAAAUCCUACAUAUUAAAUUGUUUGUUGAUAAUUGAUGUUUCGUGGUUUUGCCAUUGGAUGUUAGAUAUGUCCCUGUGAUUUAUUUGUGAUCAUAAAUAGAAAAACCUUAAAAAACAGAAUUAUAGGGUACACACAUGUACUUGCUAUAUGGAAUUAUACAAAGUUGCAAUCACACAUUUCAACUAGAUCAGGAACUUGGUGAGUCUAUGGUUUCAGUUUUGGAUAGAAGAAGAAUUUUCUUUAUUUAAUAUAUGUGUUUAGUAUGUGAAGGAUAUGUUGUAUGCAGUAUGGUAGAGUGUAUUAAAGUAUGGUUGCUACAGUUAAGUUUGUGUAGAAAAUAAAAUUGGAUAAUCCUCUAUUACCGUGUAUAUUACUACACUAUAUAAAGUAGUAUUUAUACAAUAAAUUUAACCAUGUCUCUUUAUCACUGGUCAGAAAUUCAUUUGUGCAUAUUAUUCCAAGAAGAUGCCCACACACAUUAUUAUAAUUAUCUUACCUUGAAUGAGUGUCCCUUUGUCACAAUGCCUGAGUCACUAACACAAUGACUUGUAUGAGAGUCACUAUCACAAUGUCUUGUAUGUUAAAGUAUUAUUACAAAUGUAGAGUAGACCAAUGAGCAAAAAUACUCUGCAGAUGAGACAUUAUUUGUGGGAGUUAUUUCCCUUCCUAUGCAUCCUUCGCUUAUUAGACACUUUUUGUCUGAGAUAGGUGUAGUCUGAGAUAGGGCUGGGCGUUGGGUGUAGUCCGAGAGGCUGGGCCUUGGAUGUAGUCUGAGAUAGGGCUGGGCCUUGGGUGUAGUCUGAGAUAGGGCUGGGCCUUGGGUGUAGUCUGAGAUAGGGCUGGGCCUUGGGUGUAGUCCGAGAUAGGGCUGGGCCUUGGGUGUAGUCUGAGAUAGGGCUGGGCCUUGGGUGUAGUCUGAGAUAGGCUGGGCCUUGGGUGUAGUCCGAGAUAGGGCUGGGCCUUGGGUGUAGUCUGAGAUAGGGCUGGGCCUUGGGUGUAGUCUGAGAUAAGGCUUGGCCUUGGGUGUAGUCUGAGAUAGGGCUCGGCCUUGGGUGUAGUCUGAGAUAGGGCUGGGCCUUGGGUGUAGUCUGAGAUAAGGCUGGGCCUUGGGUGUAGUCUGAGAUAGGGCUGGGUCUUGGGUGUAGUCUGAGAUAAGGCUUGGCCUUGGGUGUAGUCUGAGAUAGGGCUCGGCCUUGGGUGUAGUCCGAGAUAGGGCUGGGCCUUGGGUGUAGUCUGAGAUAGGCUGGGCCUUGGGUGUAGUCCGAGAUAGGGCUGGGCCUUGGGUGUAGUUCGAGAUAGGGCCGGGCCUUUGGUGUAGUCUGAGAUAGGGCUGGGCCUUGGGUGUAGUCUGAGAUAGGCUGGGCCUUGGGUGUAGUCUGAGCUAGGCUGGGGCUUGGGUGUAGUCCGAGACAGGGCUGGGCCUUGGGUGUAGUCCGAGAUAGGGCUGGGCCUUGGGUGUAGUCCGAGAUAGGGCUGGGCCUUGGGUGUAGUCCGAGAUAGGGCUGGGGCUUGGGUGUAGUCCGAGAUAGGGCUGGGCCUUGGGUGUAGUCUGAGAUAGGGCUCGGCCUUGGGUGUAGUCUGAGAUAGGCUGGGCCUUGGGUGUAGUCCGAGAUAGGGCUGGGCCUUGGGUGUAGUCUGAGAUAGGGCUGGGCCUUGGGUGUAGUCCGAGAUAGGGCUUGGCCUUGGGUGUAGUCUGAGAUAGGCUGGGCCUUGGGUGUAGUCCGAGAUAGGGCUGGGUCUUGGGUGUAGUCUGAGAUAGGGCUCGGCCUUGGGUGUAGUCUGAGAUAGGGCUGGGUCUUGGGUGUAGUCUGAGAUAGGGCUCGGCCUUGGGUGUAGUCUGAGAUAGGCUGGGCCUUGGGUGUAGUCCGAGAUAGGCUGGGCCUUGGGUGUAGUCUGAGAUAGGCUGGGCCUUGGGUGUAGUCUGAGAUAGGGCUUGGCCUUGGGUGUAGUCUGAGAUAGGCUGGGCCUUGGGUGUAGUCCUAGAUAAGGCGGGCCUUGGGUGUAGUCUGAGAUGGGGCUCGGCCUUGGGUGUAGUCUGAGACAGGGCUCGGCCAUGGGUGUAGUCUGAGAUAGGCUGGGCCUUGGGUGUAGUCUGAGACAGGGCUGGGCCUUGGGUGUAGUCCGAGAUAGGGCUGGGCCUUGGGUGUAGUCUGAGAUAGGGCUGGGCCUUGGGUGUAGUCUGAGACAGGGCUGGGCCUUGGGUGUAGUCUGAGAUAGGCUGGGCCUUGGGUGGGUAGACAGAAUUACAGUUUUUUGAAGGGAAGUUUAUUUGAUAGGUCUUCAGAGACACAUAUCCUUGUAGAAACUAUGACAUGACCAAAGUAUUCUAAUUAGGUCAGUGUUUUGUGUUGUUUGUUUGUUUUUGUAUAAAUACACGUUGGCCGUUUUUUUUUUUUUUUUUCAUUUCUUUCUGUAUUUUUCUGUAUGGAUUUUCCAUGAUUACAUGAUCAUCCUUUAUUCGCUGAUUGUUAUAUUUAUUCAAUGCCUAUAAAGAAGAUUAAUACGUUAAUUUCAUGAGAUGUGUACGUAAUUUAAAGCUACAUGCAUUGCCUGUGCUGCUUGAUUGAUUUCUGUGAUUGUAGGGCUACAAUGAUAAUGUGUUCAAUACGAAAAUAUUACUGGUAUAUGAUUCCUGAAUCUGAAACAGCUUGUACCUGGAACACCAUUUUGUCUGUUGUGUAAAAUUUAGGAUAAAUUUUUGAGCUCAGAAACAAAAAAACAAUAAGUGUCAUAUAAUAAAUUAGAUAUCAA
Molecule: messenger RNA, 5895 nt
Organism: Pecten maximus
Lineage: Eukaryota; Metazoa; Mollusca; Bivalvia; Pectinida; Pectinidae
Product: protein GDAP2 homolog
Exons: 12
Coding region: 351-1898 (515 amino acids)
Source: RefSeq, a predicted model, not a curated record